GACUGGUCCAGGAGCUACUUCGGCCUGUCAACACAGCCGUUCCCCAAGGAGACCACUGACGUGCUGCUGGCCUCGGUCGACCCACUAGACAUUGAAAUAAAGCCAGACGGUUUGAUCUACCUCCCGGAGAUCAAGUAUCGGCGCGUGCUCAACAAGGCGUUCGGCCCCGGGGGAUGGGGUCUCGCGCCGAGGAGUGAGACGAACGUUGGCCCCAAGGUAGUGAGCAGGGAGUAUGCACUUGUCUGUCUCGGAAGAUUGGUUGGUGUUGCGCGAGGAGAACAGGAGUACUUUGACCCCAACGGUAUUCCGACGGCCACCGAGGCCUGCAAGAGCAACGCGCUUAUGCGCUGUUGCAAAGACUUGGGAGUAGCUAGCGAGCUAUGGGAUCCGCGCUUCAUCCGCGAAUUCAAGGCAAAGCAUUGUGUGGAAGUCUUCGCCGAAAAUAUCCGGACAAAACAGAAGAAGAAGCUUUGGAGGCGCAAGGACCAGCCUGCUUUCGACUACCCAUACAAGGAAUGA
Molecule: messenger RNA, 519 nt
Organism: Epithele typhae
Lineage: Eukaryota; Fungi; Basidiomycota; Agaricomycetes; Polyporales; Epitheliaceae
Product: mitochondrial genome maintenance MGM101
Exons: 5
Biological process (GO): interstrand cross-link repair; recombinational repair
Cellular component (GO): mitochondrial nucleoid; mitochondrial chromosome
Molecular function (GO): single-stranded DNA binding
Source: RefSeq, a predicted model, not a curated record